Messenger RNA from Microplitis demolitor, 1455 nucleotides. Its product is annotated as venom metalloproteinase 2. Gene Ontology annotation, molecular function: metalloendopeptidase activity. The record is from RefSeq and is a predicted model, not a curated record. The coding region runs from base 227 to 1357 and encodes 376 amino acids. The transcript is spliced from 9 exons. Lineage: Eukaryota; Metazoa; Arthropoda; Insecta; Hymenoptera; Braconidae. Gene Ontology annotation, biological process: proteolysis.
UUGUGUACGGACGUGAUUUUUGUUGUUGCAAUAAAGUUUCUCUUUUUUUUGGUUAAAAUAAGUAAAGUUUACCGGGUGAAUAAAUUCAAACAAUUAAUUACCUUACUUCAUUUACAAUAUUGAUUAUUAUUUUUGCUGAUUAUUGCUGAUUUUGAGUGCAGAUUGUGAGGAGGGUUUCAUUCGAAUACAGCGGCGACAUAAACGAUCGAUAGAUAACGAAAUCAAUAUGGAGAUGUCAGCUUUUGGUGAAGAAAUAAAGCUGGUUCUGAAAAAAAGUGGAAGUGUCCUUUUUGGUGCAGCAACACCGGUUUAUAAGCUCUUCAAAAAUUAUGAUAUGUCUUAUAGUAUGUAUCGAAAUGAACCAGAUGUUCAUUCAGAAAAAGAAACAUUUGAGGAUAUAGUUCAAUCUGCUUCCAUGACUUUUGUCACUCAACCUAAUGGUUCAAGAACUAUUCACAGUGGAUCCAUUGGUUCCGAAAAUUUGUUUAUCAUUCCUAUUCCACAGAGCCGUAAAUAUCAGUUUUAUAAAUUCAAUAGUUAUGAUAACUAUUAUUACACACAUAAUGACAAUAAAUACCAAACAUCUUACGCUCAUAAAAGUCCGAUUACGAAAUAUCCUUAUCUUUCAAAUAAUAAUUUUUAUACGUACUACCAACAAAUGAAUACUAUACCAGACACAAUCUAUCCGGAAAUACUGAUUAUUAUUGAUUAUGAGUUGUUGGUAAAUAUUGGAGAAGACAAAAUAAUUAUUUACUUGAUACAGUUUUGGAAUCAAGUUGAUUUACUGUUUCGUACCUUAAGCAAUCCACAGUAUAAAUUGAACAUUGCUGGAAUUGUUAUACCUAUGGAGCCAGAUACUUUACAAUACUUGACUGAUGGUUCAUUUUCUUCAUACGGCCGAAAUAAUGUUGAUUUGCAUAUUGCAUUAAGAUCCUUCAAAAAAUGGAUUUAUCAACAAAGAUAUGUAAUCCCUAUCGAUAGUUACGAUCUGGCAAUAACAAUGACCUCGAAAGUCACAAAUGGUAAUCGAUACGGCUUUUCAUAUGGAGAGGUUAUUGGUAGAGCGUUAUCAUCAAGCGCUUGUGCAGUUGAUCAUUUUCAACAACAAGUGCUGAAAGCUGGUAUCAUAGCCACGAAUGGAGAUUUUCAAGAUGUUCUUACUGCAGCUCAUGAAAUUGGACACAUCCUUGGAGCAACUCAUGACGAUGCAGAAUGUCCUAACUCAGCAGGUUAUAUUAUGUCAUCAGCAGUAAUACCAGGAACAUAUAGUACUCAAUGGUCACAAUGCUCAUUACGUGAUUUUACGAAUUUCCUUCGUACAAACCCAACGUGUCUUUAUAAUAAACCCAAAACCUAAGCCGUAAAUAAUAAAUAAAUAUAGCAAUCAGAGAUUAUGAUUUAUAAUCUGCUAGUGGAAACGCCAAUGAGGAGCUUAAAAGGAAGAGUUAUGUAAUA